AUGUCGGACGUGAAGUCGAAGGAGGCGGGUGCAAAUCCUGCUGCUUCCAAGAGCGGUGCUGGCGAAGAUGUUGCGGAGACGAAAUUGGCUGUUCCUCGCAGCUUGGACACGGGAUCAAAGAAGCACCCGCUGAACUCCUCGUGGACGUUGUGGUACGACUCUCUUUCCACAUACGACAGUGAGCGGUGGGAGUUGUCUCUUGUGGAGGUGAUCACGGUCCGUACAGUGGAGGAGUUCUUUACGAUGUUGCAUUAUUGCAAGCCACCCCAUGUACUUCGUGUUUCGGCCCAAUAUCACUUUUUCCGCGAGGGUGUGAAACCGAUGUGGGAGGAUCCGAGCAACAAAGCCGGUGGAAAACUGUGGAUAAGCCUGGAUGAUAAGCCUGUUGGCGAUGUCGGAGGAAGGAAAUGGGAAAAUGCCAACACGAGUGGUGCCGCAGGUGGGGAGAAAGACAAUGCAAGCGCCGCCACGAACAACAGCAAUAGCAAUCAAAAUGCCAAAGCCAAGAAGGAAGAACAAGAGACAGAGAAGAAACCGGAGUUGGACACCAUGUGGGAAAAUUUGCUCAUGGCUAUGGUGGGAGAGUACCUUGACCCGGAGCCGGACGGCGAUCACAUCAUGGGGUUGGUCUUGUCAAGGCGCAAGUAUCAUAACCGCAUCGCCCUUUGGCUGCGUGACGCCUCCGCCAGCGAGGCUGUUGCUAGGAUUGAGAAGAAACUCGUGAAAGAGGCUGGCCUGCCGCCGGCAAUGAAGUUUAUCUUCACCCCCCACAGCACCGGGAAGUAG
This is a messenger RNA of Trypanosoma cruzi, 786 nucleotides long. Its product is annotated as eukaryotic translation initiation factor eIF-4E, putative. The record is from RefSeq and is a predicted model, not a curated record. Gene Ontology annotation, molecular function: translation initiation factor activity; RNA 7-methylguanosine cap binding. NCBI's taxonomy places the organism in Eukaryota, Euglenozoa, Kinetoplastea, Trypanosomatida, Trypanosomatidae. Gene Ontology annotation, biological process: translational initiation. The transcript has a single exon. Gene Ontology annotation, cellular component: eukaryotic translation initiation factor 4F complex. The coding region runs from base 1 to 786 and encodes 261 amino acids.